This is a messenger RNA of Thrips palmi, 4698 nucleotides long. RefSeq names its product protein tamozhennic (gene tamo). Bases 142 to 2250 code for a protein of 702 amino acids. NCBI's taxonomy places the organism in Eukaryota, Metazoa, Arthropoda, Insecta, Thysanoptera, Thripidae. The transcript is spliced from 8 exons. The record is from RefSeq and is a predicted model, not a curated record. Gene Ontology annotation, cellular component: cytoplasm.
CGGGGCGGGGCGGGGAGACCGAGAUCAGCCUGGCUAGAGGCAGGUUUGUUUUUGGAUUCGUGUAAUGAAAAGACGCGAAAUUCUUGCUUGACGAGUUUGAUGCAAGAUUUUGUCAUCGGAACCAAGGUGGCUUGAGCCACCAUGGUGGAGCCACAUGUAUUAGCUCGUGCAGAGGAGCUUUCACUACAGAUCGACCAUCUACAUGUCAACUAUCUCCAAGCAGAUGAAAGUCCGCACAAAAUUGAGCAGAGAACAAAACUGGAAAAUUUCAUCAGGAAGUAUCUAUGUUUGGUUGCACAUGGGCGCAAGUUCAUAUUUCAUGAGACUGCCGAAAUCCUACGAUGCAGUGUAGAAAUGAAGAACAAUUUCAGUGCCUACAGAGCCUCCACUGCUUGGAAUGCAAUAGCUAGGUAUGCAGCAAAUUUAGUUGCUCAACCUUGGAGGAAGGAAUUCAGAGUUGUUAAGACAUUUUCAGGGUUUUACAUGCAUGAUAUUGAGGAAAAUCUUGUUGGUGCUGACCGCUUGCUUGAUUGCAUGGGGUACAAGAGAGCAGAUCACUCAUCCUUGGUUCUUGAACUGCCCAUUGAUUUGGAUGCUGUAAUUAGUGUUUCAAGAGACGCUAUCGUUGCAUUUGUUGAAUGCCAGAUGAUGAAGGAAAUUUGGGAAGGUGUUUAUCCUCAAUUUGAAUGCAGUUGGCUGGAAAUCAUGAAUUUCCGAGAGUGUCACAUAGGAUCCCCAGAAAUGGCCAUUAAAAACUUGACAGUUUUUUACCAUCAAAGUUGUUUCCAUCAACAGCAGAUGUUAGCUUCAGGAAUUUCUCAUGAUCCUUAUGCUUCUACUCCUCGGUUUCAUCAAGCACCUCAAUCAAGUUGUUUGUACGGCCAGACUUUAUCUCCUCAAAUGAGUGUGCCUUAUUAUGGGUAUUCAUCAUAUGGAUCUUGCCCUGUGCCCCCACAGUCAAGAUAUGCUUGUGUUGUUAACCCACAGCAGAUGAUGAGUUAUCCACUUUCACCAGGAAGUUAUCACAAUGUCAAAUCUCCUGUGCAACUUUUGCCAUCUAACGGAUACCAUUACUCUCAUCCUCAUCCAAUGUUACCUGUACCGACUGGCCACAAUGGUUAUACUAUACCCCAGCCUGCUGCUGCCAUGCAGCAAAAUUACAACUGUGUAGUCCCUACUGGGCAGCUAAUUGAAUUAGAUAGUAGCUCUUCUGCUCCAUCAUCUCGACCACCACGUAUGUCUGUGGAAGAUAUAAAAAUGACAGAAACAAGGAAUGGAAAUGGUGCUGCCCCAGGAGAUCGAGUUAACCACGCGGCCAACCUUUACUCGGAUGUAAGCCCCUCGAAACGGGAAUCCCCCACCUCAGCCCGAUCUGAAGGGAAAUCGAUGAGACCUAAUACAUUAGAUGAUUUGAAGCCAAGAAGAAAUGGUAUGCACCUUGACCAUGUGGGUUCUUCAACUGCCGAUGAUAGCUACUCUCAUUUAGACAAGAAUGUUGUUGGCAAGCAAAUGCAAAGACUCGGUGCAAGGAAAUCUGGGUCACAUGCUGCACCUAUGCAAGAUGGGACUGGUACUUGGGAGAGCUGGGAUUACGUUUAUCGCAAUCUCGAAAGCCAAGGAUAUAAUAAAGAUGUUGGAGAGCGUGGAGAUAUUCUUCAUAGUUCAACAUUUCCUCGAAGGGGUAGCAUUGGGAGUGCUGGCAGUUCCCCAAAUGUUAAUAAUACUAUUGCUCGCAAUAGUCGCAAUGUACGAGAAGCUGAAGUUUCAGCAGCCAUGAAUAAACCGUCUCAACUCAGUGAUGGGAUUCAGUCAAUGCGGUUAAAUUGUGACGACUCCAUUAAUGGAAGAGGAGUAGAUGCUGUUGAUUCAAGGGUUGGGAUUCGAGACCUAAAGACAAGUCACAUAAAAGAGAAAACUGGGACCAAGAGCUCAAGUGCACCGAUCAAACCUGUUACAAGAGAUGAAAGAAGAGACAUUGAUGCUUCAUCUUUGUUGUCGAAGAAAAGCAGAGACCCGAAUGCUCAAGAUGGUUCUAAGAAUAUCUGGGAGUGUGUUUAUUGUACAUACCAUAACAAAGCUGAAAGAUUUGUCUGUGACAUGUGUGGAAAAUCGCACAAGCCCGGUAAUGAAGAUAAACCUCUUAUAAGUGGGGGCCGAGAAUGUCCCAAGUGUACUUUAGUCAAUGCGCGGGGUGUCGUAUCUUGUGCAGCUUGUGGUGAAAGCUUGAAGAACUCUCCUACCUACAUCUAAACAGUUAAAUACUCACCUCUCUUUACUAUGAGAUUGUCUUGCCUGUUGAUGUGUGUUUUCUUUUCUCAUUCUAUUUAACUUGUGAAAAUGGGAGAGCUUGAAAGCAAGGGUUAAAGUCGAGCUUAUAUUCUCUCAAGCUAAACUUCAUGAAUGGUGUGCGCACCAAAUGCUUCUCUUUAACAUGACUGUCACUUCUGAGUGUGUUUUUACUGUAGGGUUUGUGUUGAAUGAAUGCAGAAAAUUACCUUUAGUGUUUGUUAUACAUCAUACUGAAAAUAAGAGCUUCAAAUUAUGGUAGUCUAUACUAACAAGCUUUUUCUGCACUUGAAUGUUAAGUUUGGGAAACUUUGAUAUCAGCUGUGAACAUAUGAUAUGGUACUUUUGCAUGUACAUAAGAUAUUUUGUAAUUACAUAUAUAGCUUUGUUAAAAUCACUCCAUUUUUUUUCUCCAUUUUAGAAAUUUUAUCAUUAUCAUACAGUUUAUUUUUUAAAAAUCAAUCCAUGGAAGAUUUUCUGUAGUUCAUGGCAUUAUAUAUCCUAUAUCCAGACAUGGUAUUUUUGUUAGGUUUUUAAUAGUCUUCUCUGUAUAUAUGUAAUCUAAGGAUUGUUAGGAAAGAUUGAUGUGAUAUGUAUUUAUUCAAAUUCAGAGAUUAUUGUUAUAUCCAUCAGGAACUCUAUGUUGGGUACACCUUCUUUUUGCUCAAGUACAUAAUGUCUAUGAUUGAAUUGCCCAUGUUCCUGAAUAGCAUCACAUCUUCUGUGCAGCUUUGAUUGAAGUGCAGUUGAUUGGCCAGCACUGUGUAUUCAGUCAUUUUGUGGGCCUAAUAAUCAUAAGUUUACCGUUUUGCUGGAAAGUUAUUUUUGAAUGUUAUCUCAGCAACCCACACAGAUGGAAGAAAGUUUCCCAUUAAAUCUUGAAAGGGAUGGAUUUUAUAAUAAUUUCCUGGCACAGUUUAAGAAAAAAGAUUUACUUGGGACAUGUUUCAUGUCACCUUCAUCUCUCAUCAGUCCCCUAUCACACUGGUAACUUUGUUCGCAGUUGGUGCAAAUGUUUUAAGCAGGUGUCUUGUGUCUUUGUUGCUUUGUCACCCAGUGUAAACUUAAUUUUUAAUGCUUUGACAAAAUGUUACUCAAUUUAAAUAACCGUUAACAGUAAUCAUUGCUUUUAGCUGGUAUAACAUUGUUAUACCUGGUUAUACCUAUCAACUAUCACAAGAGAUAUACAUUCACAUUUUCCCUCACGGUCACCUCAGUUGAUUUGUUUUGUCUCUUUUGUGUGGUUUGUGGAAAACAUGGUACAUUUAUUUAUUUUGAAUCUUUGUCUUCCCUUGAUUUAAUGUUUAAUCCCUUACUGCAUUGGUUUUGUAGUUUCACAAGACUUGUCAUACCUAACUUGUUUUAUUGUGCUCUAUUCAUGGGAUUCUUAAUUAAGUAGAGGCCUCAAAUACCAAUAUUCAAUUAAGAUUAUCUGUUUCACCAAAUGAGCUGUUAAAUAAAUAUAGGAAAAUGAUACCUGUCUCUAGGAUAUGCAAGAAAUACUGUACCACUUUGUAUUUGACAUAAGAGCUUGACAGCUUAGGAGACCCACUAUAUUUCAAGAGUUGCCUUUACAGUGUGUGUACAAGUCACUUUCAUUUCAUUAGGCAUGCACAAAUUUACAAAGUGGCUGUCGUGUUUUCGUUUUUUUAAAUUUAUAUGACCAGUGAAUUUUCUGUUUUAUGGUACUACCAAUUGCUUUACUAUCGACUUGACUAAAACAUUAACUUGUUAAGAUUUUUGAUCCCUGUGUGAAUUUAUUGUACCAUAGGUCUAAAGCUGUGAUAUUGGAUUUUGUGUAAGUACUGUAAUAGUUUUGAGGAACAAAGAAAUUUUAGAAGCCAAAUAAGUGAGUUCUAUCUAUGGAUUCACAGGGUCUAGUGGAAAAAUCUUAUUGCUCUCCAAACAGUUUGAAAUGUCAUUCAUUACCUUGAUGAAAACUAUGCUUCUUACUGUCUUACUUCUGUUCAUUCAGGGGUCAGUUCUAGUAUUUUUGAAAUGCUUUUCUCACCUGAAUUGUCGUUGGGCCUCUUAUGCAACAUCAUUUUUCCAUUAAUUAUUAACUGUUUGGUCAUUCAUAAUGUGUGCAUCCUGCUUAGCUUGCAUGUGACCAUUACCUACAUGUCCUGUGGGGAGAUGAAUUUUUCCACAACCAUGGCAUGGUUUGUAAUGCAUUGUGAACUUCAGUACAUUUUCUUUCAAAUCCCUUCUCCUCGCCAUUUAAUGACAUAAAACUGUGAAGGUGUUGCAUAUAUCUUAUAUUUUUAAAUCUGCAAGUAUGCAAACACCAGGAAUCUAUUUGUAUAGAAAAGAUCUGUAAUAUUUCUUGGUAUAAUUCUCAUUCCUCUUAAAAAUUCUAUUACUGUGUUGAAACUUAAAUAAAUUUAUGAAGUUUUGUUGCUGGAAACUUAA